This is a messenger RNA of Symsagittifera roscoffensis, 3546 nucleotides long. Its product is annotated as sodium-dependent proline transporter-like. Gene Ontology annotation, cellular component: plasma membrane. The record is from RefSeq and is a predicted model, not a curated record. The transcript has 2 exons. The coding region runs from base 1463 to 3373 and encodes 636 amino acids. Gene Ontology annotation, biological process: sodium ion transmembrane transport. Lineage: Eukaryota; Metazoa; Xenacoelomorpha; Acoela; Convolutidae.
CAACUGGAAAACAACUGUACAAUUAAAAUACAUCAUUUUAAGUCUCGCAACUCAAACAAAAAAACUAUUAUAUCGCCAAGAACCAUCUGCCAACUAACUCGUUUCCUUUAUUGUACAAAAUCUAAUUUCCUAGUCCAACACUGAAUAUUUGAAUCCAAACAAACUUUGUUAGAAUUCAGAUCUAAGCGGUCACAAAUUUGCAUUAUAUUGCAAAAUUAGGGAGAAAUGUUUAAAUCGCUUAACAACAUUAUUUAAGCAAAAUUACCAGCUCGGUAUUUAAAAUCCAGAGAUCAUUAAACUUCCCUGCAGUGACGGUUGGAGAACCAACGGCGAUGUAGCGAAUCUUUUUUCAAGCGCAACAAGUUUCAAAAGCCUGAUUUUUAAACCUGACUUUGAUCGAUUUUGACAUCAAUUCCUGUAAGAAAUCUAUCAAAUUUUUUCAGGGAAAAUUGUCCUGUCGGGUUACGUCACGCUUCUCAACUCAAUUUGUCCUUACUUGCGUAACAUCUUCGUACAACAGAACAACUUGCCGCAACUAGUCAGCCCAACAUACUGUACGUAUUAUUCUACACCAAAGUUACUUCAGUCUUUGAAUACCAUAUUCAUCUUACAAUAUUCCUAGUUUGUACAACCCACAUUUUAAAUGUCUAAAUUGUGACCAUUUGAGCGGUCUAUUUUUAUUCGGGUUUACUACUUCUCACAUAAUUAGCUCUCCCGAAUUUGCAUAAAAGGCACUUUUAUCUGCAAUCCAGUUAAUUUUAGACUAAAAUGAAAUUCUCACAAUUGACCCCUACAAACCAAUAUCACAGGACUUUUAUUGAGCCAGAAAAGAGGCUUCCAAAUUUUAUCUAACGGCACCUAUAAUUGGAAAUUUUGUUCUAAUCUACCAAACUAUUCAAUUAGAAACUGUGAAUGUCCUUAAUUUCCUUAUAACACAGGAUAUGAUAAAUUCACUUGAGCAAACUAUAGAUACUCUUCUGACAAAAACACAUUCCGAGCAAGGGCAGAUUUCAUAAUCGAACUUUAAACUAUUGAACAAGUACAAAAUUGCAAUUUCUUCACCUUAUCUCGUCAAAACGACAGUUCACGUCACGACGCUUCUUCGUUUAGUUCAAUUAUCAGAUUAAGAUAGACUGAGCCUACAAAAUCAAACAUAUCCGAGGUUAUGACCAAGAGCAUCAAUGCACGUCAAAUUUUACAUUGAUUGCAAAUCAGAUUUUCCUGUGAAACUGGCUAAGUUAUCGCUGAAGUAACAACUUAUUUUUGAGUUUCAAUCAUCAAACAGAGUAGCAAACAAGGUUACAUAACUGAUAACGAAAAUCAUUCAAGUAUUUUGGCCCUCUUUGGCAAACACUUCAGAUACCUGGCAUACCAUUUACAGACAAACUAUUCACCCUUAUUUUUCACUUAACUUCAGUUAAUAUAAAAAACUAUAGAUUGAACUCGCGAACUCGUGUUCAAAAUGGGGAAGGAGGAGAGAAAUGAAACAUCCGUUGAUAAUACAGACAGCAACAGUAUGGAUUCCAGUUCCUCGAAACCGGUCAACCCCCUUUCGGCCAGUAUCGCUCUGGACCAUCUCGAUGCGGCCCCACCUCGGGUCCAAUACGCGAGUACGACCGAGUUCCUUUUCAGCUGCAUUUCCUAUAGCAUAGGCCUCGGGAACCUUUGGCGGUUCCCCUACAAGUGCUACAACAACGGGGGAGGAGCUUUUCUCAUACCCUACAUUCUGUGCCUAAUCUUCGCCGGCAUGCCACUUUACUUGCUGGAACUAACCAUGGGCCAAUUUACCAGCAAGGGACCGGUUGGAGUAUGGCAUGUUUCUUACCUCUUCGUCGGAAUUGGCUAUGCUGCUAUUACCAUCGCACUCUUCUGUUCUGUUUACUAUAACGUGAUAGUCGCCUGGGUUCUUAGGUAUCUCUACUUGUCAAUUAAGGCACUCAUUUUCAAUGACGAUGUUCCGUGGUCGAAAUGCGGCCUCACCAAUUCAAGCGAUGUCCCUGCAGAGUUGCUGAAAGAGUGCAAGACUGACCCCAGCGGAUACUUCUGGAAAUACGAGAUCCUGGAGCAAACCGAUUCAAUGGGAGAUUUAGGCGGAAUCAACUGGACUAUCUUUGGAUAUCUCAUCUUGGCCUGGAUUCUGGUGUGUUUGAUCACCCUCAAAGGAGUGAAGAGUUCCGGUAAAGUUACGUAUUUCACUGCUACAUUUCCUUAUUUGGUAAUUGCAGCACUUCUAGUUCGUGGCUUGACGCUAGAAGGAGCUUGGGAUGGGAUCCGAUACUACAUAGAGCCAGAUUUUAAUAAACUCCUGGAACCCGAAGUUUGGAGCAGCGCUGCCACUCAGAUCUUCUACUCGCUUGGAAUUUCUUUUGGAACCCUCAUAACCCUAGCAAGCUUCAGUCCUUUUGACAACAAAGUAGUCAGAAUGACCCUAACGGUUACUACCAUCAACUGUUUGACCAGUAUCGUAGGCGGCUUCGUUAUUUUUGGAGUCAUUGGCAAUCUUGCCUUCGUUACUGGAAAACCUAUCGAUGCAGUUGUUGAUUCUGGUCCAGGUCUGGCCUUUGUGGUCUACCCUGACGCCCUGUCCAAAAUGCCUGGCGCAGCAAUUUGGUCAGUUCUUUUCUUUUUCAUGCUGCUCAAUCUUGGCUUCGGCAGUCAGAUUGCUCAAGUGGAAACGUGUAUCACCGCCAUUACCGAUAAAUUUCCCAAGCUGCAAGAAAAACGAGCUCUGAUGACAAUAAUUGCAGGGUUCGUCAUGUUUUUAGCUGGCAUAAUUAUGACGACUCGCAGUGGAGUUCAUUGGUUGAAUCUCUUUGACACUUAUUCUUGCUCUUACAGUCUGUUUGUCAUUUGCAUUGUCGAAAUCGUCGCUAUAAUCUUUAUAUUUGGGGGCAAACGAGUUUUAACCCAAAUCGAAAUUAUGACAGACAUUAAGCCCUGGAAAUGGUGGCUAUUCACGUGGUAUGUUAGCGCUCCUGUAUCGAUAGUACUGAUAUUCCUUCUCAACAUUGUUUUCUAUACGCCACUUAAGUACUCUAACGGAGAACCGAUUGAGGGAUGGGCUCAGGCAAUCGGAUGGAUUACCGCCAUGUGUUCCAUCAUUUUCAUUCCCAUAAUGAUGGUCAGAGUUUACUUUAGUAUCGACGGACCUUUCACUGAGCGAAUUCGUUUAUUAAUCGAACCUGAUGAACUUUACCGACCUAUUUCGCUGACGAAUUUGAAAAAACUCAACUUGAGAUUGAAGAAAAUAGAAACGGAAACAGUUGUUCCCUAUACACCACAUCAGCGAAGAGAAUCAUUAGCGUUCAAGGAAGGAAACUUACUUGGCAUACCCGGCGCUCAGAUACCCAAUACAAUCCAAGAAGAACAAUAAUAUCAUGGCAACAAAAUAAACAUUGAGAUCGUAUUUUACUCAGACAACUUUUAAUCUUCGAUUAAAACGAAUUGACUUAUGUUAAGAUUUCUAGGCAGUAUUCUAUUUAAAGGCAUUCAAACUAAAUUCAUUGACCGUUAUUAACAUUUUUCUUGAAUAAACUUAAAAUAAAA